This is a messenger RNA of Labrus mixtus (cuckoo wrasse), 2578 nucleotides long. RefSeq names its product prolyl endopeptidase-like. Gene Ontology annotation, molecular function: serine-type endopeptidase activity; oligopeptidase activity. NCBI's taxonomy places the organism in Eukaryota, Metazoa, Chordata, Actinopteri, Labriformes, Labridae. Gene Ontology annotation, cellular component: cytosol. The record is from RefSeq and is a predicted model, not a curated record. The transcript is spliced from 15 exons. Gene Ontology annotation, biological process: proteolysis. The coding region runs from base 190 to 2322 and encodes 710 amino acids.
GCAGGCGGGUUGUACAAAACGUGUGUGUGUGUGAGUGUGAGCAAACAUGCUUUCACUUUCAUUUCCCGCUCUCCAUUGACUCAGUGGACACGCUGAAGUCAGAACUUAAAAAAAAGAGAAUAAAAAACACACACAGCGGGAACUUUAAGACACCUCGAGUGAAAAAGAGGAAGACUAAGAAACUCCGCAAUGGCGUUUAAUUAUCCGGCUGCACGUAGGGAUGAGAGUAAGGUGGAUGACUAUCAUGGAAACAAGAUCUGUGAUGCCUAUGCAUGGCUGGAGGACCCGGAUAGUGCAGAAACAAUGGCCUUUGUGGAGGAGCAGAACAAAGUGACCAUGCCGUACCUGGAGCAGUGCGCCGUGCGGGCUCAGUUCCAGCAGCGUCUCACUGAGCUGUACGACUAUCCCAAAUACAGCUGCCCUUACAAAAGAGGGAACAGAUAUUUCUACUUCCAUAAUAAAGGUCUCCAGAACCAGGAUGUGCUGUACGUGCAGGACUCUCUGGACGGGCCUGCAACUGUAUUCUUUGACCCGAAUAAACUCUCUGAAGAUGGCACUGUGGCUCUAAAGAUGGGCCGUCUGUCGGAGGAGUGCGAGUACUUUGCGUACGGGUUGAGCAGCAGCGGUUCAGACUGGGUGACGGUGCGUUUCAUGAAGGCUGAUGAUGACCUCACACUCCUGCCGGAUGUUCUGGAGAGGGUUAAAUUUAGCUGCUUGGCCUGGACUCACGAUGCCAAGGGAGUCUUUUACAACUGCUACCCGCGCCAAGAAGGAAAAACAGAUGGUACGGAGACCACCAGCAACCUCAACCAGAAGCUCUACUUCCACGUCAUCGGCAGCCAACAGUCCGAGGACAUUCUGGUUGCAGAGUUCCCUGAUCAUCCUAAGUGGCACAGUUCAGCAACCAUCUCAGACGAUGGCAGGUAUGCUGUUCUUUCCAUCACUGAAGGCUGUGAGCCCGUCAACCGGCUGUGGUACUGCGACCUACAGGAGCUCCCCGACGGAAUCACAGGCCUGCUGCCGUGGGUCAAACUCGUGGACAACUUCGACGCCCAGUACUCGUACGUCACCAAUGAGGGGACUGUCUUCACGUUCCGCUCCAACCUGGACGCUCCCCGGUACCGCCUCAUCAACAUCGACAUCCAGAAACCAGACAGGCAGCACUGGACUACCCUCAUACCACAGCAUGACAAGGACGUCCUGGGCCUCGUCUCCUGCGUGAACCAGCACCACCUGCUGGUCAACUAUCUGCAUGACGUGAAGGACAUCCUGCAGGUGUACGAGUUGUCCACCGGUCAGCUGGUCAGGGAUCUGCCGCUGGAUGUCGGCACUGUUUCCGGAGUGAGCUGCAAGAAGAAACACUCCGACUUUUUCUACAAGUUUACCUCCUUCACUACGCCAGGUAUCAUCUACCACUGUGAUUUGAGCGAGUCCAGCCCAGAGCCCCAAGUGUUCAGGGAGGUGGAGGUCAAAGGAAUCAAGCAAGACGACUACCAGACCAGCCAGGUGUUCUAUCCCAGUAAAGACGGCACAGAGAUCCCCAUGUUCUUGGUUCACGCUAAGGGACUAAAGAAGGACGGGAAUCAUCCCGUCUUCCUGUACGGCUACGGUGGCUUUGAGGCUUCAAUCCAACCAUACUAUAAUGUUGCUUACCUGCUGUACGUGAGACACCUGGGAGGGGUCCUGGCCGUGGCAAACAUCCGAGGGGGCGGAGAGUACGGCCUCACCUGGCACAAAGCUGGAACUCUGGGGAACAAGCAGAACGGCUUUGAUGACUUCCAGUGUGCAGCCGAGUAUCUGAUCCAGGAGAAAUACACCGCAGCGAGCCGCAUCGCCAUCAACGGAGGUUCUAAUGGAGGGCUGCUGGUGGCGGCGUGCGUGAACCAGCGCCCGGACCUGUUUGGCUGUGCGGUGGCAGAGGUGGGGGUGAUGGAUAUGCUGAAGUUCCACAAAUUCACCAUCGGUCACGCCUGGACCUCCGACUACGGCUGCUCUGACGACCCCGAGCAGUUCAAGUGGCUCAUCAAGUAUUCUCCGCUCUACAACCUGCCUCAGCCUCCGUACUCGGGCCCUCCUUACCCGGCCGUCCUGCUCCUGACAGCAGAUCAUGACGACCGCGUGGUUCCUCUCCACACCCUGAAGUACUGCGCCACCCUGCAGUACGGCGUGGGCAGCAGUCCUGUGCAGCGGCAGCCUCUGAUGGUCAGAGUGGACACCAAGAGUGGACACGGUGCAGGGAAACCCACGGCCAAGGCCAUCCAGGAGGACACACACAUCUUCUCCUUCGUCGCUGAGACGCUAGGGAUCAGCUGGAAGGACUGAGAAGUGAGGGAGGUAAAACAUAUAAACAGAGAGAAACGACUUGAAUGUACUGAUUCAACUAAGGGGAGGGCUUAGACAGAUUUUUGAGAAGAUAAUUAGGAAAGUCAACAGCUACAGCUUGAACAAAUUAGAAGAUACCAAUCAAAAUGCAUAUUUUAACCACCUUAACCAACAAAUGCAACAACAUCACAAAUUUGUAUAAAAUGUGUACUUUAAGUUUGUACUGGAUUUGACAAUAAAGUCUGUUUGCACUAUG